This is a messenger RNA of Gallus gallus (chicken), 1159 nucleotides long. It is a transcript of the gene PSMD8, whose product is annotated as 26S proteasome non-ATPase regulatory subunit 8-like. Gene Ontology annotation, biological process: proteasome-mediated ubiquitin-dependent protein catabolic process. NCBI's taxonomy places the organism in Eukaryota, Metazoa, Chordata, Aves, Galliformes, Phasianidae. The record is from RefSeq and is a predicted model, not a curated record. The transcript is spliced from 7 exons. Gene Ontology annotation, cellular component: nucleus; cytosol; proteasome regulatory particle, lid subcomplex. Bases 33 to 866 code for a protein of 277 amino acids.
GUCGCGAAGCGGCGCGGCGCAGACUCACGGCGAUGGCGGCGGCGGUGCUGAACGGGGCGGAGGGCGCCGGGGGGCUGCGGGCCGCAGCGGGAAUGUACGAACAGCUGAAGGGAGAAUGGGGCCGGAAGAGCCCCAACCUCAGCAAGUGCGGGGAGGCGUUGGGCCGCCUCAAGCUGGCACUGCUGGAGCUGAACUUCCUGCCCACCGGCGGCACUGCGCUCACCAAACAGCAGCUCGUGUUGGCCCGGGACAUCCUGGAGAUCGGGGCGCAGUGGAGCAUCCUAAAGAAGGACAUCCCGUCCUUCGAGCGCUAUAUGGCCCAGCUGAAGUGCUACUACUUCGACUACAAGGAGGAGCUGCCGGAGUCGGCGUUCCGCCACCAACUGCUGGGCCUCAAUCUGCUCUUCCUGCUGUCCCAGAACCGCGUGGCCGAAUUCCACACCGAGUUGGAGAGGCUGCCGGCGCGGGACAUCCAGAGCAACGUCUACAUCCGGCACCCCGUGUCCCUGGAGCAGUAUCUGAUGGAGGGCAGCUACAAUAAAGUGUUCCUGGCGAAGGGGAACAUCCCGGCCGAGAGCUACACCUUCUUCAUCGACAUCCUGCUGGACACCAUCAGGGAUGAGAUCGCGGGCUGCAUUGAGGAGGCCUACGAGAAGAUUCUGUUCCCGGAGGCGACGCGGAUCCUUUUCUUCCCCAGCGCCAAAAGGAUGAGCGAAUACGGCCGCAAGCGCGGUUGGAUUCUGGGCCCCAACAACUACUACAGCUUUGGGGUGCAGCAGCAGAAGGCGGAGGACUCCACCAUCCCAUCCACGCAGUUGGCCUCUCAGGUCAUCGAAUACGCGCGGCAGCUCGAAAUGAUCGUCUGACGCCGCCCCACAACUUAUGGGGCCGCCCCACAACUGCCGGGGCCGCCCCACGUUGUCCCCUCCAGACCCAUUUUCGGGGUCCCCCCCCCCCCCCCUUUUUCCUCUUCGCCAUGCGUUGGUUUUAAGCUGUUUUAAAGGGGUAUUCCCCCCCCCCCCACCACCACCCCCAAAUGUGGGCCGUGGACCCCCAACUCUGCCCCACAUUUUCUCCCCAUUCCCGUCCAUGGGGGGCAGAGGGGGCGCUGGUGACCCCCCCCCCCCAUCACCCGUCAAUAAAGCCAUGGCUUCUCGCA